Messenger RNA from Acytostelium subglobosum LB1, 1959 nucleotides. RefSeq lists its product as hypothetical. Bases 1 to 1959 code for a protein of 652 amino acids. Lineage: Eukaryota; Evosea; Eumycetozoa; Acytosteliales; Acytosteliaceae. The transcript has a single exon. The record is from RefSeq and is a predicted model, not a curated record. Gene Ontology annotation, cellular component: nucleus; cytoplasm.
AUGAGGAGUGGUUGGUCCGUGACUCUGGUGCCUACCUGCCAGGCGUCUACGAGGAGAUUGUCGGUUUCGUCCCAGUCCCUUGUUUUGACUGAGCGUGUCGGCUACCACCUGUUGGCCCUGCGCUCCUUCAAGGACACUUUUGGCAAGCAGAGAAAGGCUGGCGAGGAGUGGAUCAUCACCAUCAAGGACUGUGAGACCUACAUCCCAGACGUCAACGAGAAGGUCGUCCGUGACAUCAAGUCCAUCACCCUGACCACCCGUCAGUACUGUUUGGUUGACUCACCAGUCGACCCAGCCACUGGCAAGAACCGUCUUGGCCACCAAGAGCUGCGUCACGGUGAGCGCACCUUCUUCCUCUUGCCAGGUGAGAACCUCGUCUCUGGCAUUCAAAACGUCAAUGUCCUCUCUGAGGAUGAGGCCUUGCUGCUCACUUGCAAGGAGUCCUUUGGCGAUGUCGUCGGAAAGGACAAGGUCAACCGCAAGCCAGGUGAUCUCUGGAUGAUCUACGGACCAUGUGACUACAUCCCACCCAUCCAAGUCGACAUUGUCGAGCGUCGCAAGCGUAUCCCACUCGAUGUCAACGAAGGAAUCUACGUCCGUGACACCAAGACCGGUAAGGUCCGCUCUGUCAUUGGUACAUCAUACAUGUUGCUCCCCAACGAGGAGAGAUGGCCAAAGCCCCUGUCCCCAAUCGUCGAGGAGUUGCUCAGCAAGUCUGCCACCCGUGACGUCAACGAGGAGCACAAUGAGGUUGAGCGUGACCCAACCCAGGUUGUCACCUACCGUGUGCCACACAAGGCCGCCGUCCAGAUCUACGACUACCGCAAGAAGCAGGCACGUGUCAUCUUUGGACCAGAGUUGGUUAUGUUGGCCCCAGAUGAGGAGUUCACCGUCCUCUCACUCUCGGGCAAGAUCCCCAAGAGACCAAACCACAUCCGUUCCUUGGCUCUGUUCCUCGGACCAGACUUUAUGACCGAUCUCAUCACCGUCGAGACUGCUGACCACGCCCGUCUCUCCCUGAAGCUCUCCUACAACUGGGAGUUCCAGGUUGACCCAAAGAACCCAUCCCGUCUCUUUGCCACACCAGACUUUACUGGAGACCUUUGCAAGGCCACCGGUUCAUUGGUCCGUGCUGCCGUCGCUGCCGCCACCUUUGACCACUUCCACAAGCACUCGGCUGAGAUUAUUCAGACCUCUGUGUUUGGAAAGAACGCUGACGGCGAGCCCAACAACCGUCUGGUGUUUGAGACUAACGGUCUGGUCAUCACCAACAUUGAUGUUCAGUCUGUCGAGCCAGUCGACCAGCGUACCCUCGACUCUCUGCAAAAGUCUGUCCAGCUGGCCAUCGAGAUUACCACCAAGUCCCAAGAGGCUACCGCCCGUCAAGAGGCCGAGCGUCUGGACCAGAUGGCCAGAGGUGAGUUGGAGCGCCAAAAGAUCGUCGACGAGGCAGAGGCUGAGAAGUCCCGUGCCAACCUCGUCAAGCUGCAGGCUCAGUCAGCCAGCGUUGAGUCCACCGGUCAGGCUAUCGCCGAGGCUCGUGCUCGUGCCGAGGCUGCCCUCAUUGCCACCGAGGCAGAGGUCAAGAAGGCCAAGCUUGAGUGCCAGGCCUCAGAGAUUGAGGCUACCGCCGAGCUGGAGGAGGAGGUUGCCAAGCAAGAGAUGGAGAUUGAUCACAUCAAGCAACUCAACGAUCUCGAGAUCACCAAGGCAAGAGAGUUGGCCGCCAUCGAGGUUGGCAAGUUCUCCAACCAGGUCUCUGCCCUCGGAACCGAGACCAUCAAGGCCAUCGCCCAGGCCGGUCCAGAGAUGCAGGCCAAGCUCCUGCAGGGUCUCGGACUCAAGACCGUCUUGCUCACCGACGGUUCAUCGCCAAUUAACCUGUUCAACGCUGCCAACGGACUCAUCGGAGGUGCUCCACUUCCAGGUGCUGACGCCAGUGGCUUGGAGGACUUUUAA